This is a messenger RNA of Homo sapiens (human), 1854 nucleotides long. RefSeq names its product solute carrier family 35 member A1 (gene SLC35A1). The transcript has 8 exons. Gene Ontology annotation, cellular component: membrane; Golgi membrane; Golgi apparatus. Gene Ontology annotation, molecular function: antiporter activity; CMP-N-acetylneuraminate transmembrane transporter activity; pyrimidine nucleotide-sugar transmembrane transporter activity. Gene Ontology annotation, biological process: N-acetylneuraminate metabolic process; nucleobase-containing compound transport; pyrimidine nucleotide transport. The record is from RefSeq and is marked reviewed. NCBI's taxonomy places the organism in Eukaryota, Metazoa, Chordata, Mammalia, Primates, Hominidae. The coding region runs from base 31 to 1044 and encodes 337 amino acids.
GUCAGUUCCGCGGGGGGCUGUCGGGGAACCAUGGCUGCCCCGAGAGACAAUGUCACUUUAUUAUUCAAGUUAUACUGCUUGGCAGUGAUGACCCUGAUGGCUGCAGUCUAUACCAUAGCUUUAAGAUACACAAGGACAUCAGACAAAGAACUCUACUUUUCAACCACAGCCGUGUGUAUCACAGAAGUUAUAAAGUUAUUGCUAAGUGUGGGAAUUUUAGCUAAAGAAACUGGUAGUCUGGGUAGAUUCAAAGCAUCUUUAAGAGAAAAUGUCUUGGGGAGCCCCAAGGAACUGUUGAAGUUAAGUGUGCCAUCGUUAGUGUAUGCUGUUCAGAACAACAUGGCUUUCCUAGCUCUUAGCAAUCUGGAUGCAGCAGUGUACCAGGUGACCUACCAGUUGAAGAUUCCGUGUACUGCUUUAUGCACUGUUUUAAUGUUAAACCGGACACUCAGCAAAUUACAGUGGGUUUCAGUUUUUAUGCUGUGUGCUGGAGUUACGCUUGUACAGUGGAAACCAGCCCAAGCUACAAAAGUGGUGGUGGAACAAAAUCCAUUAUUAGGGUUUGGCGCUAUAGCUAUUGCUGUAUUGUGCUCAGGAUUUGCAGGAGUAUAUUUUGAAAAAGUUUUAAAGAGUUCAGAUACUUCUCUUUGGGUGAGAAACAUUCAAAUGUAUCUAUCAGGGAUUAUUGUGACAUUAGCUGGCGUCUACUUGUCAGAUGGAGCUGAAAUUAAAGAAAAAGGAUUUUUCUAUGGUUACACAUAUUAUGUCUGGUUUGUCAUCUUUCUUGCAAGUGUUGGUGGCCUCUACACUUCUGUUGUGGUUAAGUACACAGACAACAUCAUGAAAGGCUUUUCUGCAGCAGCGGCCAUUGUCCUUUCCACCAUUGCUUCAGUAAUGCUGUUUGGAUUACAGAUAACACUCACCUUUGCCCUGGGUACUCUUCUUGUAUGUGUUUCCAUAUAUCUCUAUGGAUUACCCAGACAAGACACUACAUCCAUCCAACAAGGAGAAACAGCUUCAAAGGAGAGAGUUAUUGGUGUGUGAUUUUAGCCUCACGUGAGACUCCUUUUAAGACUAAACCAUUUGCAUUAAACUAGAGCCUUAAGUCAAUCUCAGAAGGUAGCAUAAACAAAUAAAAAUUAACUGUAUGGCAUGAUCAGUGCGGUUAUGUGGAAACAACAACAAACAAACGAAGCUAUCUGAGUGAACUGCUAAUACAGAAACUUAAUGUAGACCUGUUUGGGGUCUACUAUUGUUUUAGAAUGAAGGAAUUGUAUUAUUGUGUGUAUAUAUAAUUUGUAAAUAAAAAGUAUGGAGAUGAUACGGUGUUAAAAAAAAUCAUGGUAAGGCUACAAUACUCAAGUAACAAGGUUUGGGACAAUGUCUAAGGGUUAAAGUGCCAAAGCCAUUUCUGUACUAACUGUUCUCUUGUUCCGGUACCGGGGAGAAGGAUGACCCCUCCUUAUUCUCCAAUUCAUGUACAGUAUUUUGUCCUAGCAGCAUAAAGACCUAGCUCUUUUCUUACAAGAGGCAGAAACAAGACAGGCUAGUUCAUAAACAAACUGUGUAACUUCUCAAAAUGAAUCUAUUUCAUAACUCGGACAAUUUCUGGGUGGUGACUGAGUACCCCUUUAGUGAGUACCCCUUUAGUGCUAUAUUUGUGCCAUUCAUUAUCUGGUUCAUAUUUCUUUUCUGUUAGAUGAUACACAUUUCUUCAAAAAAAUUUCUAAUGUCACUUUUGUACUUUUUUAAAUAAAGUAUGUUUAACUGUUGGGCUCUCAAUAAUUUGUGAAAUUUCAGUGUUUUCUAUAAUGUUAAUGGGGAAAUUCAGCAAUAAACUUUAUUUGUAAGAAA